AUGGAGGGGUUUGGUGCUGAGGUAGAUCUGAGUGUCAUCAGCAUAGCAGUGGAAGUCCAGGUUGAAGUGGCGGAGUAUCUGACCGAGGGGCAGGAUGUAAAUGAUGAAGAGGAGGGGGCCAAGGGUCACAAAGAGAAGACGUUCGUGGUGAGGAGCAACCCGUUCAGGAUGGACAAGCUGGUGACGGUCGGCAUAAAGCACAUCAAGUUCUGGCAGCACUCAGGGGGCGGCCUCACGUUUAAACGGGGGAUCUUUGGGAACCUGGGGAAGCAGGAGACGAUGAUGUCGGCGUGUUACGGUCGAUCGGAGGACCUGGUGUUCUCCGGAGCGACCAAUGGAGACGUCUACAUCUGGAGAGACACCACGCUCAUCAAGACCAUCAAAGCCCACGACGGACCCGUGUUCGCCAUGUGUUCCCUGGACAAGGUCAGACUUAAAUACGAAUACAAUUGUCAAUACUUUGAGAGUAAAGACUCAGACUGA
Messenger RNA from Notothenia coriiceps (black rockcod), 483 nucleotides. Its product is annotated as echinoderm microtubule-associated protein-like 6. Gene Ontology annotation, molecular function: microtubule binding. The transcript has 3 exons. NCBI's taxonomy places the organism in Eukaryota, Metazoa, Chordata, Actinopteri, Perciformes, Nototheniidae. The record is from RefSeq and is a predicted model, not a curated record. The coding region runs from base 1 to 483 and encodes 160 amino acids.